This is a messenger RNA of Dendrobium catenatum, 5050 nucleotides long. RefSeq lists its product as uncharacterized. Lineage: Eukaryota; Viridiplantae; Streptophyta; Magnoliopsida; Asparagales; Orchidaceae. Gene Ontology annotation, cellular component: nucleus. Gene Ontology annotation, biological process: regulation of cell cycle. The transcript has 10 exons. The record is from RefSeq and is a predicted model, not a curated record. Gene Ontology annotation, molecular function: protein binding. The coding region runs from base 141 to 3995 and encodes 1284 amino acids.
UCAGGCCAGAUGGGAAAUUUCUGAUUGCUUUUCUCGACUUCUCCCUCCGGUUCACUUCUGUGAGUUCUCUCGUGCUCGUUCCUUUUCUUUCUUCAAGCGCUUUCUUCCCUCCCUGACGCCUACUCUUCUGUCACUUAUCGAUGGAGAAUCGCGGUGCUGAGCGGGCAGACGACCUCGAGAUUGCCUCCAUCGGCUCUCUAUAUGUUGGUCCCUGGGACAAGAAGUACUGGAGCUGCACUAGGGGCAAAGACCGUUACCCUUAUCCAGUUGGUUAUCAUGCUAUUCGAACUCAUGCUGGAAAUGUUUUUCAGAUGGAAGUUUGCGAGGGACUGAAAGGGCCUCUAUUUGUUAUCACAGCAGUUGAUGGGAGUUCAUUUAAUGGUCAAACUCCUGAUAUUGCUUGGGAGAAUUACCAGAAGAACUGUCCCAAACUGAAGAACUGGAAUGUGAAGAGACUUUCAAAUAAAAUUGAUGGUUCUGAGCUUUUUGGAUUCAAAAAUCCAUCCAUCCAGAGACUGCUUCGUGAGCUUGUGAACACGGCAGAAGGAAGAAGUUUAUUUUCCCCUUUCUUCUGCAAUGGAUCUAAGAAUAAGGACCAAAUAUGUCCUCAAGUCUCUGACCAAUACUCCAGUUUAGUGUCUGCCUUCGAAGAAAAACGUUGCUCUAGAAAGAGAAUUCGAAAGAAGAGAAAUGCUCGAAAUGAUAUUAUGAGGGAAGCAAGGUCAAAAAAGAUCUGUCCUCAGGGUCUACAAAGUAAUUCAAAAACUUGUAUUUUGCAACAAAUGGAUGAUCUUUGUUAUCUUUCCCCAGACAGCAAUGCCAUGCAAUUGAAGGGAGAACAAAGUGUCUCACAUAAUGAAGAUUCUGCAAAUGAUGGUAUUGCUAGGCAUCAUAGGACCUCACCAAAUGGCAUGUUUUCCCCUCUAAUGCAUCUAAAAUCAUCAAAUAUUCAGUGUCAAAAGGAAACCGAAAUCAUUUCAUUUGCUAAUGGCAACGGCCACGAAGAAACUAAUUUAAUGAUGCAAGGGGAACCAGAAUUAAACUGCCAUUCCGUUCUCGCUUCAAAAGAGAUUUCGAUUGAUUUGGAUUGUUCUGAAUCUGUUGUUGAUAAGCACAUUGUUUCUCAUCAGAAUAAUUGCGUUGAUACUGAAACUUCUAGUUUCACAAUCGGCCUAGAUAAAAUCAGCAAUGCAGUCAAAAUCAUGCUUCAUAGGUGUCCGGAUGGUGUAAAUGAAAGGAGUAAUCCAGUUUCAUCAGUGCCAAAAGGCGAUUGUGAAGAACUCAUGGCCUUGGCAAGUUUAUCUGAUGUCUACAUUUCCGAUACUUGUGACACUGUUAUUGGUAAAAACUGCAAUGGAACACCUUUUGAUGUUAAUAACGUUGCGAUGUCUGCUUUGGACCGCUUAAAUGAAAUCCCUAGCUGCAUGAAGAAUGAGCUUGUUGCACUUGAGCCUUUAUCCAGAACUUCCAAAUCUCAUUCACUGGAAAUUGUUUCUAAGAGUGAGUUAAAGAAUUUGACUAGCAGAAGCAUCCCAUGUGGUUCAGAACCUAGAUGUUUAAUGCCUCAGGAUGUCUUUUACACUGGCUGCAUCCUAGAGGAUGGCAUUCAUAACGGAGUUGCCAAAGAUUCGCUGCCAGAAGUUGGCUCUUCUGGAUCUACUGGUCAAAGUUUUGAAGAUGUUGACUUAGAUUUAGCUGGGCAGGAGUUAGCUAAAUCAAUGAUGACAUUUUUGCUUCCACGAGCAGUUCCUUUACUUAAGAAAACUUAUGUGAGGAGAAGAUCAAGAGCAAGACUUCUGGAAGCUAAUGAUCCUUGUUGUAUUUUGAUUGAUAGGAAUUCUGCAGACCCAAAAACUGUAAAUGACCAUCUCAACAAUAUUUUGCAUCAAGGGAAACUUGUGGCUGGAACACUUGCUCAGCUUCCAGAAAAGACUAUUGAUGAGGUUAUUGAUGCUUCAAAGACAUUAUCACGAGUUUGCUCGUCUUGUGAUUUUAUUAGUUCUAACCUGCACCUAGUCAAUGACACAUUUUCUGGAAAUAGAUGUUCAAAGGAUCUCAAGUCUGUCAUUCCUGAUAGCUUUGAGAAUGACGUAAAUUCAUAUAGUGCCUCUAUGAAAGAACAACCAUGUGUGGGCUUUCAUGAAUCUGAUAUUUCACCUCAAAAUGAUGUGAAAAGAAAUUCUUAUACCUCAAACUUGCUUAUUACUGAUGCGGACGAGGUUAAUGAGUUGGUGAAAUGUUUUUCUCAGAAUGAUGCAUACAAUCUAGAAGUUCUUUCUCCUGGCAGAAGGGAUGAUCUUGCUGAUUUAAUGAUAACCGUUGUAGAACCUGCCAAGCAUAUCCCUCCAGCCGAAGAAACUAAUGCUGAACUCAUAAAGAAGGUUGCAAAGAAUGCAAACCAUUUAACUGAAAAUCUUAAUUCCUUGGAUGCUGCCUGUGUAAUGCAAAGUAGCUCUCUUCAUUUUAAUCAUGAAUCUAAACACAGUGCUGAAGAGGAAAAUUUCCAAGUGGCUCUAGGAAAGAAUCCUAUUAUAGCUGAAAAUUUUGAGCAGAACACUCUAUUAUGCCAUAUCCUCGAUAAUUUGAUUGAUAAUGAAGUUUCUGAAGAAGUUAUUGAAAGUCACAAUUCUUUUGGAUCCGUUAAGGAAAAACAUGGAAGUUAUAGUCCCAUUGAAGUUGUUAAUUUUGGUAUGCAUGGAAUCAAUAAUGGUGAGCCAAUGAGUGAGAAGGACAGCCAUUCAUCCCUAUGCAUGCCAAAGGGUGUGCUGGUUACUGGUGGGAUACCAGUUGAUACAAUUGAGGCAGAAAACUUCAACAGCUUCUGUAAUGCUCCUCUGUCAGAAACUAUUGUAUGCCAAGAUCUGAAUAAAUCCGAUAUUCCAGAGAUGAACUCUUCUAGAAAGUCUUUGUUUGCAGCUAAAAAUUAUCAAUCCAGUCAUAUGAAUUACAAUGCAGAUUCUAGGAUUCUUUCUGUUUGCGAAGUCAAGACUGCUGAGCCAAAAAUCGAUUUAAGAAAUAUCCCAAAUGCAUCUGAACUUGAAGCCAACUGGCUCAUUACUGCUGCCGAGGCAUUUCAAAGUCAGGAAUUGGAUACAAAUGUAACAGGAAUUAUCGAAGUGCCUCAAGCUAAUCGUUCCCCUUUUUGGUUCAGUGAAGACCCUAUGGAUGAUGUUAGUCAGUUUUCUAAGCCUGGAUCGUGCUCUUCACUUCCAGUAAAAGAGGGGAUAAAAGAAAUUCCUGAACGAAGCAAAACAUUUACUCUUAGUCAGCUACAACCUUCUUACAAGAACCCUCUUGUGAAAACUUCAUUUUACUCCGAGAAGAAUUCCAUCUUGCAACCAACUACUACCAAUGGCCACAAAAAUCCUUCUCAUGAUACGCUCUACAGGAGAAGCCUUUUAGAUGGUUCAUUAGCUAAAAGUUUGAACUGGAAUGAAGGGGAUAGACAUAUGGAGCUUGUUGGCUGCUAUUUACAUCCAGAACCUGUGUUGUCCAUAUUGUUAAUCGCAAACAGGAAUCAAUUACAACUUAGUAUCUUAUGUGGCUUUCCUGACAGGAGCAAUAGAUAUAUAUUUAUGUAUGCUCUUUCUGUUGAAAAGCAGAGGAGAGGAUGUCCUUCUUUUCUUGGUUACACGCCACUUUUACUUCCCUUUGCGAGAAACCGAUGGAACAGAAAUAUUUCUUUUGAAAGAUCUGCAUUGCAGUUGACUCCUGAUGGGCAGUCUCUCAUUUUUGUCAACAGCAUUAAAGUACCCCGUUGCAGGGAACAAAAGAUCAGUUGUUUAUGCUCAGAAUGCAAAUCCGAGUCUUCUAAAGAAACAAGCCUGGAUAUUGUUCAUGUGAAAUUUGGUUAUGUUUCAAGUAUUAAAAAGUUGAUAACUGGCGAGGGAAUUUGUUGCAUAUCAGUUUGCGAGCCAAAUUAUCUUGUAGCAGUUGAAGAGAAAGGGGGACUGCAUGUUUGGGUAAUGAACUUGACGUGGAGGCCUACUUACUAAAAUAACCAAGUAAAUACAGUAAAAGGUUUACGAAAAAGACUAAUUCCUGCUGGUUACAUCUGGCGGCUGCUGGAACUGAUUAAAUAUGCUUCGGUUGGCUUGGUUCCUGGCUGCUGCUGGUGCUAGGUACAUUGGUGGUCUGCUGAUGAGGCAGGUGGCUUGCAUUGGAAGCUUUUCCUCUUCACAGAUAUACUUGAAUGCCUGUAUUGCUAUCUUUGUAAUGUUCCUCAAUAUUUCUCACCCAAUCUUCCCACUUAUCUUGAAUUGUCGUGAAUAAAUUAUUGCCUAACAGAUGUAUUCAUAUGGUUGGAUAUCACAUAAUCAAUAUGGCCUGUUAUUGACCAUUUGAGGUAAGUGGGAUACAAAUUCUUACCAAUUACUGUGUUACCUGUACUUAAAGUAAUUACUUGAAUCGUACUCAUAAUUCCAUUUUGGAUGCUUGGGAUUGAAACCACUUUACUUUAAUGACUCUGGUAUUGGUGGAUUUAAUCUUAGGCUCCCAACCAUCAAUAUAGAAUGACUGGUUGGGAUGAGCUAAUUGCAUCAUGUGAUUACCAAGGUCAUUGGAGAGGAAGCGCAUCAGAGGAAUUGACAAUGGCAACAUAAAUUUUCAGAAUUACUUGCCAAACAUUUUCUUGUUUUUUUCAUCAUCUAAUUCUUGUUUCUUUAAUGGCCAAUCUACCAUGUUUUCAUUAUAUCAUAAAUUUACCAGAGCAACUGCUAUGAAAAUACUUCUCCCCCUCUUUUCCCUUAGAUGUGAAGGUGUCAUCAUAAUUAGCCUUAUUCCAAUUGAAGGGUGAUUGCCCAAUCAUAAAUUAUAUGUCCAAACUAAUUAAAUGAAUUCUUAUAUGUGAAGGUGUAGUGUCCUUAAGAAGUAAUGGAAAAUUUAUAAUUGAGAUUGGCAAGUUUUCGCCAGAGGCAAUAAUUUAAUCUCUUUUGUGCAUUAGGUUAUAUUGUCUACUUUGCCUUAUUGGAAUUUCUAUUUCUUUGAUCAUAUUUUAUUCCCUCACCCACUGCAAACUUUCUUGUGGCUUAUAUUAUCAUCGUGUAUUUUG